AGUCACGAAUAGGGAUCACUAUUGAACCGUGUGCCUAUGUUUAGCAAAACGACUAUACGGUGCCGUUCAUAGGUUGAGCGGUGUUUAAUGUAACACCAUAUUUUAUCGAUCUCUCAACAAAAAUCCGAAAUGCCAUUCAUGAAAGGAAGAGCCGCUAUGCGGCGAACAUUGAGAUACCUACAGUCAAAACCGUUAUUCCUGAAGGAAGAAGUAAAGGUGUUGACAGUGCACUAUAACAACGGACAGAAAGCCAGUAAAGGCGCAUAUGAUUUUGUAUUUUGGCAUCUACCUCAACUGCAGUAUUGUAAUCCUGCAGUGCAGAUAGUCACUUUCAAGAACCUGACCCCAUCUCCAUUCUUCCAGUUUUAUUUCGAUAAUGGAGAGACAAUGCUGGUGGAUCUAGAUUCUGUAUCCCGAGAAGAUAUAAUGAGCCACUUGCAGAGGACCAUAUGUAAAUCUGUGAAUAUCCUGGAGAAAGACAGGAAGGAGCAGAAGGCCAAAGACAACCAGGCCAACUUUGGCUACUCAUGCUCACGAUGGUGUAUCUGUGAGAUGCCUGGUCAGGUUCCCUGUCCUGGUUGGGUAACCCUUCCUAAAGAAAUGCGUGGCAAGCAUAAGAAUAAGGAAAGUGACUGACUUUGACACGGAAAUUAGCCGGGGCAGUGAUAUAAUGGCAGUGUUUUAUCUUCCAUGAGGAUUGUACUGUGCCGAUCAACUGAAAGUCUUCAUUGAGAAUCUAUUUGUUUGGAUCUCAGAUGGGAUCAUUCUUCACUGCACAAGACACUGGUCAAUGAUUUUUGUAGAUGUGAUCACGAGAGACUGAUGUUUGUGUGCGAGGUCUUUAAUUUACUAUUGGAUGUCUACGACAGGCUGGUUGACAGAUUAUAUAAAUUUGUUCUCAUUGUAAUAGAUUAUGUAGAUAAUAAAGAAAAUGCAUCAUAA
Ylistrum balloti is the source of this 942-nucleotide messenger RNA. Its product is annotated as small ribosomal subunit protein mS25-like. Gene Ontology annotation, cellular component: mitochondrion. The record is from RefSeq and is a predicted model, not a curated record. Bases 130 to 636 code for a protein of 168 amino acids. The transcript is spliced from 4 exons. NCBI's taxonomy places the organism in Eukaryota, Metazoa, Mollusca, Bivalvia, Pectinida, Pectinidae. Gene Ontology annotation, molecular function: structural constituent of ribosome.